UGGGCUUCUGGCUAGUGGCUAUUCUAAUAUUUAAUAUUAUGGGACCCUUCAAUUAAUAUAUGACACAAAAAGAGGGAAACCAUAGGAACCAGUUAGGAAAAUCAUUUCACUGAAAUAGUUUAAUCGUAUACUAUAUAAAAAAUCUUCAUCCACUUGACUUCAACUACUAAAGUUAUAUACGAGAUCAGUAGCUCAUCAGAUUAGACAGAUUGCCAAGUAAUGGAAGCCGCCGAGGAGGAGAUCAUAGACAUCGCUAUAGUGGGCGCUGGUAUUUGCGGCCUUGCCACGGCACUUGCACUUCACAGGAAGGGUAUACAGAGUGUGGUUUUGGAAAGAUCAGAGACCUUGCGAGAUUCGGGAGCUGCGAUUGGCAUUUUAACAAACGGCUGGUGUGCGCUUGAUCAACUCGGCGUAGGCCACAAGCUCAGGUCAACAGCCCUUCCUCUUCAAGGAAUCCGAGACAUUUGGCUAGAUAGCAACAAGCAAAGAGAAGCACCAGUCUCGAAAGGAGAAGCAAGAUGUGUGAAAAGGAGUGAAUUAAUGAACACGCUUGGUGACGGGCUGCCCCAAGGCACCAUACGCUUUGGAUGUCGAAUUCGUUGUGUGAAAGAAGACCCUUGCACUAAUUUUCCCACUCUGGAAUUUCUUGAUGGUUCUACUAUAAAGGCCAAGAUUUUGAUUGGAUGUGAUGGAGCUAGCUCAGUAGUAGCAGAAUAUCUAAAGCUAAAGGAAAAGAAGGUAUUUGGAGCAUGGGCAGUGCGAGGUCUUACCUAUUAUCCAAAUUCAGAACAUGGCUUCCCUCCUCAGUUUUCUAGAUAUCAUGGCAACAACGUUGUUUGUGGAAGAUCUCCUAUCAAUCAUAAUUUGGUUUUUUGGUUCCUACUUAUACCAGGAUACAACGUCCCUCAAGAUUCAGAGAUUUUGAAAAAUCCAGAUUUGAUCAAGCGCAUGACAGUGCAAAAAAUCACCAAUGGUAGCACUACUUUCCCCAACGAAAUAGUAGGAAUGAUAAGAGAUUGUGACAUGGCUUCACUAUCCCUCACACACUUAAGAUAUAGGCCAGCUUGGGAAGUACUGCUAGAAAAGUUCAGGAAAGGGACAAUAACGGUGGCUGGUGACGCCAUGCACGUGAUGGGUCCAUUUCUUGGGCAAGGUGGCUCAGCCGCAUUGGAAGACGCUGUGGUUCUGGCCCGAUGCUUGGCUCAGAAGAUUAAUGAUCAUGAUCAUGAUACUAAGAAAAUAGAAGAAGCAAUGGAUUUGUAUGUGAAGGAGAGGAGAAUGAGGUUGGUGAGAUUGUCAGCUCAAUCUUAUCUAACUGGUCUGUUGCUUAGCUCUUCUGCUUCCUCAUUGCUUAGGAAGCUCUCUCUUGUUCUCAUCAUGCUAGUCAUCUUCCACGACCCUCUUUCUCACACUCUCUACGACUGUGGCCCUCUUUAAUAACUCCACUGCAAAUUUACAUUAUGCUUUUCCUUUUAGAGUAAUUUCUAACUGUUUUAUUACUCGGUGUUUGAAUUAUACGUGACAGUUUUGAAUGUCCCUAAUUUGUAUUUUAUAAUAAUGAACUAUAAUAUACGGUUAUCCAUUCU
Humulus lupulus (European hop) is the source of this 1586-nucleotide messenger RNA. RefSeq names its product monooxygenase 1-like. The transcript is spliced from 6 exons. Gene Ontology annotation, molecular function: FAD binding. NCBI's taxonomy places the organism in Eukaryota, Viridiplantae, Streptophyta, Magnoliopsida, Rosales, Cannabaceae. The record is from RefSeq and is a predicted model, not a curated record. The coding region runs from base 220 to 1437 and encodes 405 amino acids.